Molecule: messenger RNA, 614 nt
Organism: Erigeron canadensis
Lineage: Eukaryota; Viridiplantae; Streptophyta; Magnoliopsida; Asterales; Asteraceae
Exons: 3
Coding region: 163-435 (90 amino acids)
Source: RefSeq, a predicted model, not a curated record
GAAAAAAGUAAAUUUGGUGUUACAACGCUGCAAAUACAAAGAAACGAAAAGAAAGGAGAGAGGGUGAUCUACCCAGCAGAAGCAGAACAGUACAGGUUUGCAAGGGAUCAUUAGUCUUUAGGUUUACUAGAAGUUUCUUAUCCGAAGUUGAUCUUCUUAAGAAUGGCGACUCAACAGAAUGCAAAGCAUAUUGAGGACUGCUCUGUUUCCAAUGCAUUGGGCACGUGGGUCUUCUCUGUAGCAGGUGCUUUAAUUGCUAUACCUGUAGGAAUAAAGAGGAAAUCACUUGCACCACUUGUAUUUUUCGGGACUACUGGUACAAUGGUUGAUAUAAUAUUGGGAAUAAGUGCUUGCGAGAGAGAACAUGCUGAACGCCAAAUGAAGAUUGUUCAAGAACAAAAUUCUGCUGCUGCAAUUUCUGAUGAUGUCAUUUGAUGGUCAUCAAGGUUAUUUUUAAUCUUUCUUCCCAAAUGAUGAUUUCAAGACUAUUUGUUAUAUUUUCUUAAUAAAAUACCUUUUUGUCUGUUUCAUCACAUUUUGAUCUGUGCUUCCAUUCUGCUCUUUGAAUGUAAAUGCUGACUAAUUUAGUGCUUUGGGAAGACCUGAGUUUGAUA